AACUAGAGCUAAAACAUGCGAGUCGUGGCUUGUAUCCUCAAAGUGGAAAGCAUUAAAAUAAUUGCGCUUAUUCACAGUUCAGCUCAGUCCACCCUCUGGUUAUCAGUCUGCACUGUCAUUCUAGAUACACAGGUUAUUGUGCAAAGAAUACAAGAGAAUCCCACUGUCGGACACAAGUGGCUUAACAUCUGUUGUGCUACUGAGCUGGGCCGAGCAAAGCCACCAGAAGCUAUGGCACAGAAGAGCAGCAGGUUCUCCCUCAGAGUGGCUCUGAAGAAGACCCCUUUGUCUGAGAGCAGUGAAGAAUCCUCAGAAGAUGCAGACAGCUGUUCUUCUGAACCCCAGGCCUUGCCGCCACCACCAGUGGCCAAAAGCUGCUCUUCAGACUCUGAGGUGGAACAGCCAAAUGACUUCUUACAGAGGAGAGCAAAGAACAUCCGUGACAACAAAGCCAUGUUGGCCAAAUUAAUGGCAGACUUGGAGAAACUGCCAGGAAACCUACUGUCCGAAGAUGGGAAGCAGGAAGUGAGUGGACAGAAGUCCAGGAAGCCUCCUCGUGCCUCUCUCAGCCAGCAGCAAUUGAGAAGGAACCCGGAACGCACUAGCCGCCGCCAGACUCGCUCCAUGGGAGGUGUAGAACCCACAUCUCCUGACAGAGACAGAAGGCAGCACCUGAUGGACAGACUUCAGGAUGAUUUAAUGGCUGAGGAAGAAGAGGCUCCUAGGAGACGUCGCCCCCCUCGUCCAAGUGCACUAACCAUUCCCCAUAUUGUGCGUCCAGUGGAGGAAAUAACUGAAGAUGACCUAAAGAAUGUUGCAGAUUCUGUGAGGGAUAAAGUCUACAACACUGUGCAUGGCUCCACCUGCCACCAGUGCCGCCAGAAGACUAUUGACACAAAGACAAACUGCCGCAAUGCAGAGUGUCCAGGCGUUCGGGGGCAGUUUUGUGGCCCAUGCUUGAGAAACAGAUAUGGAGAAGAUGUGAGACAAGCUCUUCUGGAUCCUGACUGGCGUUGUCCUCCAUGCAGAGAGAUCUGUAACUGCAGCUUCUGUCGCCAGAGAGACGGGCGUUCUGCUACUGGGAUACUCUUUCCUUUAGCACGUUACCAUGGCUAUAGUGAUGUACAUUCCUAUUUAAAUAGCCUGAGAAACACAAAAGAUGAAGACUCUGAUGGCUCUUAAUGUUUCACAGAAGUGGGAAUCUGCACAUUGUUCUUCUGUCUGUAUUGCUAUUCUUUAACCAUUGCCUCUGUUUUUAAAGCACUUGUCAUAAUUUUUCUUUAAUUGUUAAGGUGAAUAAAAACUUGCACUUCUUGUA
Molecule: messenger RNA, 1318 nt
Organism: Xenopus laevis (African clawed frog)
Lineage: Eukaryota; Metazoa; Chordata; Amphibia; Anura; Pipidae
Gene: cdca7e.L
Product: provisional ortholog of cell division cycle associated 7 L homeolog
Exons: 8
Coding region: 16-1182 (388 amino acids)
Biological process (GO): regulation of DNA-templated transcription
Cellular component (GO): nucleus; cytoplasm
Source: RefSeq, a predicted model, not a curated record